This is a messenger RNA of Geodia barretti, 3033 nucleotides long. NCBI's taxonomy places the organism in Eukaryota, Metazoa, Porifera, Demospongiae, Tetractinellida, Geodiidae. The record is from the annotation of a GenBank genome assembly.
GUCACAUAGACUCGCUGCAAAGUGCAAGGGCCAACGACGCGGUAAGUAUUGACUCCUCUGCAGUGUAGCUGUGUCUCCACGUAUGCUCCGUCCCGUCGUCAUGACCUACUGCUGUUUGGUUGCCUUCCUGCUCCUUGCUUUCAUCUGCGCUGGUGCGAAAGUCAGAAUGAGAGACUAAAUUUUACAGGUGCCAUAUACCACACGGACACACAAACCUAUGAAUACCAAGUCAACAUUACCCAAAACACUCUAAUGAACCAGACAAUUCUCACCGCACAAUGUACUGACAGAGAAGACCGCACGGCCAUUAUAACCUACUCCCUCCCUUCACCUCUUGCCAGCUCACCGCCGCAGUAUUUCAGUAUAAGCCAAGAGACUGGGGAGGUGAAGCUAGCUGUUGAUAGUUUAACGCUUGAAGAUGGUAGAAGGUAUGAUGCCCGGAUUCGUUGCUCUUCAAGUGCAUACAGUUCAGAUGUGACAGCGUCGCUUAGAGUGCACUACCGACUCAAGAAUGAGUUUUCACCUGUUUUUAGCAUUUCAAACCAACUGCAGCUUUUUUUCACCGAAAAUAACGACAUUUCCGGAGACAAUGCCAUUAUUUAUGAUUUUAAUGCUACCGACAAUGAUCGCGGAGCCUGUGGAUUAAUAAGUUACUCCAUAACGUCGAGGAAUGCCGACCUAUUCCAAAUAAACAGCACCACUGGUGUACUCUCAUUCGUUGGGCCGCUCGACCGAGAGACGAGGGAUCAGUACACGGUGUUAAUACAAGCCAGUAACCCUCUCUGUCCAACAGACGAGGUCAACAGAAUAGCACGUAGUAGUGUGGACAUAAGAGUUGUAGAUGCAAACGACACACCGCCACAGUUCACCCAGGUUUUAUACAAUGCAAACAUCAGCGAGAAUACAAAAGGAAGACAUUUACUUCUCAAAGUUGUUUGCAAUGAUCCGGACACCAAUAGCCAAGUCUCAUAUUUUCUACAAGACCCGCGACCAGACCCUUUUUUCAUGGACCAUGAAGGAAACAUCUUUGUUGAAGAAACUUUUGACUACGAAACUACUCCGUCGUUUUCAUUCUUAGUAUUCUGCAGAGACGAGCGAGGGAGUGAGGGCCAAGUUGGUAAUGCCACUGUUAACGUUGCCAUUAUUCCUGUAAAUGAGUAUCGACCAACCUUUACGCCAAGUUCUCUGGUGGUCACUCUCCUUGAUAUAGCUCCUGGAGGUACCGUGAUAGUUGCGCCUGUGGAACAAGACUCAAAUGCAAUGAAAACUUACACUGUCACUGACAAGGAUCGUGGCUCGAAUCACGGCGAAUACAAUUUCACCAUUAGUUUUACAGAUGGGAGCAAUUACAGUGAAAACUUAGAUUUCGACUACAAAACUGGAAUUCUUCGUUUGAAGCAAAAAUUUGUAAAGACUGCAUGUGGACAAGAUAAUGGAGGUGGAAUUUCUGCAAGAAUUUCAGUUCGGAUUACUGCUUGCGACAUACACAACUUACCAUCUUGUGAGAUUCUUAAUGUAGAGCUGUUUGUGUUGACAAGUAACUGCACCGUGUACUUUCCUCGGAAUUCCACAGAUAUCUCGGUGAGUGAACUCACACCAUCGGGAGAAAUUAUACUUUCACUUCCCUGUGAAGACCAUUCGAACUACACAAACAAAACUGUCACGAUAUCAUCACCAAAUAAUGACAACGAUUCAAACAAACAUUUCUCAUAUAAUUCAAAGAGUGGAAACUUAUACUUGUCGGCGCCUCUUGAUUACGAGGUUAAAGAUGUAUUUUCAAUCCAACUCAUUUGUAAAAACGACUACAACACGACUGCUUCAGUACAUGUAGCGGUUAGUGUGUUGCCGGAGAAUGAAUACCGACCAGUUUUUGAUGAAUCGGUCUACAUUGUAAGAUUGGAUGAUCAAGUUGAAACGUUGCCAUUGAGUAUUGAACAAAUUACUGCUAAUGAUAGGGACAGGGGGGUUGGGGGAAAUCUGACAUAUUCACUAGCUGAGCCAAGUCAGUACUUCACCAUCAGUCCAGAUGGUCAACUGUUGUUGUCGCAAAUCCUUCCUGAGUCUGAGACUUUAUUCUGGAUUGUGGCUAUCGUUAGCGAUGGAGAAUUUUCAGCCAACGCGACAAUAAUAAUCGCAACUUCGAGUCAAUCGGUGAAAGCUGAAGAUUCAGAAUAUUAUACAGUUCUCGUUGUUGUAUUUUCAGCCACGUUCAUUUUCGUUGUCAUUCUCCUGCUCCUCUCCUGGUCGUUGGUUUGUCACUUGCUGUGUCGACGGAGCAGAAAGAAAAGAGUGCGACACACUUUCAGUGAACCCAACAACAGACAGAAUUUGGAUUUCCGUCAUUACAGCAUGUCUAGUGGACACCCACCAAUAGAUUGCACAGCACUCGACAGUGCAGCGUUCCCAAACGACCCUUCUUUCAAGAGCAGCAACACACUCCUGAGCACUACAAAGACUCACACCCAACCACAAGAGCCUGAGUAUGAGACUAUUCUCUGCAAAGCUCAGAAUUACUCAGAGCCGGUCAAGGCGAAUAACAAGCACAUGUCUGUUACAUCUCACAACAGCACCGAUUGCUACGUCUCAAUGCAGAACCCUACAGAAGCCUUCGGUCAAAACGAGUACACCAUCCAGGGGCUAGAAGAACAAGAUGCAGUACUGUCCAGGGAUGGUAGAAAUAGCUCUACUGCAAGUCGAAAUGUACACCCACUGUUGAAAGCUAAUGCUAGCGUUGGGGAUAUGGAAUCGUCGCUUGAAUUCGGAGGUGCCAUUGAAACAUCGCUCGAGUUUGGUGGGACGAGAGGUAUAUCACUUGAUUAUGCAGGGCCAUCUAGAUUGUGUGAGGGUGGCACAUUGCCCCGGAUACCAAGCAGGGGAAAAUUUCGAAACGAUAUCUGAACUGGGUGAGAGUCAAUUGGAAUACCGCGACAGGCAACCUUCGUUUGCAGAUACUGACUAUAACAAAAACUAGACAAAGCAAGAAGAACUGUAAACAUAGUUUGUGAUUGACAAAACACUGGUUUUUCAGCACCG